Gadus morhua (Atlantic cod) is the source of this 815-nucleotide messenger RNA. RefSeq names its product BCDIN3 domain containing (gene bcdin3d). The transcript is spliced from 2 exons. The record is from RefSeq and is a predicted model, not a curated record. Bases 38 to 799 code for a protein of 253 amino acids. Gene Ontology annotation, cellular component: cytoplasm. Gene Ontology annotation, molecular function: O-methyltransferase activity; RNA methyltransferase activity. NCBI's taxonomy places the organism in Eukaryota, Metazoa, Chordata, Actinopteri, Gadiformes, Gadidae. Gene Ontology annotation, biological process: negative regulation of pre-miRNA processing.
GUUUCUAGUCGGACUUGUUUAGAAUGCGCACACUACAAUGGCAGCAUACGAGAAGGAUAACGUGGACAAUGAUUUAAAUGAUCCAGGUGCUGCUCCUUAUGGCAACUUUAUAAACUAUUACACAUUUAAUCCACCUGAAAACCGUUUAAGUUUGCUGCCUAAUACACUCUUUCAAGAUUUAGGAUACAGAGACAUUCACCAAACUAUGUUGAUGCUCGACGUAGGAUGUAAUUCUGGGGACCUGAGUGUAGCUCUGUACAAACAUUUUGUGCUGACACCAGAAAAGGACGAAAGCUCAAAACCCAGGGCAGCUCACGUCCUGGGUUUCGAUUUGGACGAGAGCCUCAUUCAGCGAGCUCAAGAGACAAAUCCGCUUCCCGAAAACAUUUCCUUUAUUCCUCUAGAUAUCGCCAAGGAUCCCUCAAGCCAGGAUCCACUGCAGGACUACCUCAAACGACAUGGGUGUGCCCAUUUCCAUUUGUGUUUCUGUUUUGCCGUCACCAUGUGGAUCCACUUGAACCACGGAGACGUAGCUCUGUUAAAGUUCCUCUCUCGGCUUGCGUCCCUAAGCCAGCAUAUCGUCCUGGAGGCUCAGCCCUGGAAGUGCUAUCGCUCUGCGGCCCGUCGGCUGCGGAAGCUUGGCCGCUCCGACUUUGAACACUUCAAGAGUUUGAAGAUCAACGGGGAUGUGGCCGACCAUGCUAGGAAACAUUUGGAGACACAAUGCAGCAUGGAGCUUAUCCAGAGCUUUGGCAGCACCACCUGGGAUAGAAAGUUGCUUCUCUUCAAACGAAAAUAAAAAUCCCCUCCAAUGA